Cajanus cajan (pigeon pea) is the source of this 1851-nucleotide messenger RNA. Its product is annotated as transcription factor AS1. The record is from RefSeq and is a predicted model, not a curated record. NCBI's taxonomy places the organism in Eukaryota, Viridiplantae, Streptophyta, Magnoliopsida, Fabales, Fabaceae.
UUAAUUAUUUAAAUAAAAAUAAAAAAAAUAUUUAAGCGGAUAUAUGUUGUGGGAGCGGCAAGUGCAGUGAAUAAUUUAGAAAGAGGUAAACUUAGAGAGUCUGUGGCAUUUGAAGCGCUGAAACCAACGUACGACGCUGCUACAUUAAUGCUUUUUCCACUUUUUUCUCUCUUGUGACUCUGUGGGGUCUCUUCCUCUGUCUUGUCUAAUUCCCUCUUUCUCUCUCUCUCACAGUACCAUGUCUUUACUCUACAAUCCCAGGGUAUAUUUUCUCCCUCUCUCUCUACGAUAAUGCUAAGGGUGGUGCUUCUCCCUUUCCCAUUUCUGGAUCUUUUAAUGCCCCAAAAUUGUGCUCUUCCACAUGGACCCUCACAACAUGCCUCCCUCAACAAGCACGCUGCUAGAUACAUGAUGAAGAGUUCAAGUUUCAAGAAAUGGGCUGUGGGAUUUGCACAUGGAAAUGAAGGAAAGGCAACGUUGGAAGUCUGAAGAGGAUGCAUUGUUAUGUGCUUAUGUGAGACAGUAUGGUCCUAGAGAAUGGAAUCUUGUAUCUCAGCGCAUGAACACGCCUCUUAACAGGGAUGCAAAGUCAUGCUUGGAAAGGUGGAAGAACUACCUCAAGCCUGGCAUCAAGAAAGGCUGUCUAACCGAAGAAGAGCAGCGUCUUGUGAUCCGGCUUCAAGCGAAACAUGGCAACAAGUGGAAGAAAAUCGCUGCAGAAGUUCCUGGUAGAACUGCCAAGAGGUUAGGCAAGUGGUGGGAGGUGUUCAAAGAGAAACAACAAAGGGAGAAACAAGAGAUUCACAAAGCAAUUGGCCCAGUUGAUGACACCAAAUAUGAUCAUAUACUAGAGACUUUUGCUAAGAAACUAGUGAAAGAACAACACCCUUCACAAUCACCAUACCUUAUGGUUGCUGCAUCUAAUGGACCUGCAUCUGCAUCUGCAUCUGCAUCAUCGGCAUUGUUUCCUCCUUGGCUUUCAAAUUCUAGCAGCACCAAUCCCUCAUCAGCAAUUAGGCCACCUUCCCCUUCUGUGACACUAAGUCUCUCCUCCUCAACAGCGUGGCUACAACCCGAAAGACGACUAGGGAAUGCAGCAACACCUCAUGGUGGAUCUGUUUCAGCCUUCGGUGAUAACAUGAUGGUCUCAGAGUUGAUAGAGUGCUGUAAGGAGUUGGAAGAAGGGUAUCGUGCUUGGGUGGUGCACAGGAAGGAGGCGGCUUGGCGGUUGAGAAGGGUGGAGCUGCAGUUGGAGGCAGAGAAGGCAAGCCGAAGGAAGGAAAAGAUGGAUGAAAUUGAGGCAAAGAUUAAGGCUCUUUGGGUGGAACAGAAUGCUGUUUUGGAUAGAAUUGAAUCAGAAUGCAGAGAACAGUUAGCAGGGAUGAGGAGAGAUGCAGAAAACAAGGAGCAGAAGUUGGCUGAGCAAUGGAAUGCAAAGCACAUGAGGGUAGUGAAAUGUAUGGAGCAAGUAGGAUGCAGAAUGCCACAGAUUGCUGAGCCUAAUGGAAGAUAAGAUUAAAGACAUCACUCAGAAAUUUGUUCUUUAUUAGGUAUAUUUGUUUUGAAGUUUGAGCAUUUCAAACGUCAAUUUGAACCGACACAAGCCUAUCUAUUAAGGUGUCUUGAAAGUAGUAACAACAUCAAACCAAACACACAUUGUAGUUUGGAUCUUGUAAUCCAACUACCUCCGUUAAUGCAACUAGAGGAAUUUGAUUUGUAUUAAUGUAAAUGUGCAGUCUUGUAUGAGUUGCAUUGCAUCUUUCAUGCUAAUUUUCCUGCGUACUGUGUUGCAUCUCAAUAGAAGGGAGAAUGUUGUGUUGUUUAUGCUAAAAUUGCCACUCAUUUGGGCUA